This is a messenger RNA of Lineus longissimus, 5393 nucleotides long. RefSeq names its product heat shock 70 kDa protein 12A-like. NCBI's taxonomy places the organism in Eukaryota, Metazoa, Nemertea, Pilidiophora, Heteronemertea, Lineidae. The transcript has 10 exons. The record is from RefSeq and is a predicted model, not a curated record. Bases 422 to 3163 code for a protein of 913 amino acids.
GGAAAACGUGGUGAAAAUUGGUGACAAUGUUUGGCAAGCAUACCCUUCUCGUCUUGGGGUCAAUUCGACGAAUCAACGGAAACGAAUUUCAACAGUGUCGUGUGGGCCAUUGACCAUCUCCCCGCACUACGACAGAGAACCAAAGCGAAGGGUUAAUUGUAAGCAAGGUCAAGUUGGCGUGGUGCAUGACAGAGCCAGUGGUGAAGACGAUGAAAAGAUAAAAACAGUAGAGACUGCGACAAAAACUGCAGAGAAAGACGCAACUGUAGAGAUUGAGAUAACAACAAGAGAAGAAGACGCGAAGACACUAACUCUUGAAGAGGUUGUGACAGAUUGUUCCAACGGUGAGACAAUUGUGACAGCGGAGACGAUUGUCAGUGCUGAUGGUUGUGACGAAGAGACCAUUGUGACAACCAAACAGAUGGUGACUGAAUGGGACGGCGACGAAAAGAUUGUGACGACGGAGAAAAUCGUUGGGGAUGAUGGGAAUGAGUGCGAGACGAGGACUGAAACGGUUGUGAAGAUAGACAGCACUGAAGACAAAGACACUGAGAAGGUUGUGACAAAGAUUGAUCGCACGACGAGCAAGAUUAUCGUGGAGGUGGAUGCUGUGAAUAAAUCCACAUCGCCGAGGAAGGAUAAUUUGAAUGAUAGUAUUGACCGGGAAGAGCAGAAAAGGGAGGCGUUUCGAUAUUUUGAAAAGUUGGGCAGAGAGGCAUCUCUUGAGGGUUUGAAAUUGAGAAGUACACCAGAUAAAUCUGCUGUUGUUAAGGAGGACAAGAUAGUUCCUUCAAAGGCCCAGAGGCCAAAGUCAGGGGUUUCAAAUUUGUUUACCGGUACGAGGGACGUCUUCACUGGAUUACGUAAAGUCUCACCAAGUCAUAAAUCGCAGACUUUGGACGCCAAAAAGAUGAAUCGUUAUGAUGUUAAAUCGACUGGGGACAUUAGCCAUCCCCGGCAUAUGGAGGAUAUGACAUAUGCGGACAGUGAUCCAUCACUGCGUGUCACUUUAACUGGUAUGACAGCUGGGGAUUGGCGGUACAGUCCUACGGGGUCAUCCUCCACCGAUACCAGUUUGUACGGUGCACGGUCACCGCGCUCACCAAUCAGAACAAACGGCUCGUUUAAUCCGUCUAGUGUGUUGCGACGACCGUCUCCAAACUCGUCAAACGUCAGCUUGGAAAUCCACAAUGCUAUCGACACCUUGGACAGUGCAAUAGCCCUCAGUAGUCAAAGUUCAGUCGAUUCGGGGCUAAGUUCAGACCCAGCUCGCCAACAUGGACAUUUUGUUGUCGUGGCCAUCGAUUUCGGAACAACCUAUAGCGGAUACGCGUUCAGUUUUACAAGGGAUCCGUCAAGUGUUCACAUGAUGCGUAAAUGGGAAGGUGGCGACCCUGGUGUGAUAAAUCAGAAGACACCAACGACGCUUCUUCUUUCGCCCGACGAAAGGUUCCACUCGUUUGGAUUUUCUGCCCGGGAUCAUUUCCAUGACCUUGACCCCCAGGAGGCAAAGAAAUGGUUGUAUUUUGAGAAGUUCAAGAUGCUCCUCCACCACAACCCGGAAUUGAAUGAAAAAACCAUGAUUCCCGCGAGCAAUGGAAAGGAGGUCCCAGCCGUGAAUGUCUUUGCCCAUUCCUUGAUGUUCUUCAAGGAGCACGCUCUCCAGGAACUGAGCGACCAGUCGACGAUUAAGAUACUUAACGAGGACGUGCGAUGGGUGAUCACAGUGCCAGCAAUCUGGAAGCAACCAGCCAAACAGUUCAUGAGGCAGGCUGCCUAUAAGGCAGGGAUAGCGAACCCUGAAUUCCCCGACCAGAUCCUCAUUGCCCUGGAACCGGAGGCUGCCUCCAUUUACUGCCGCAGACUACGCAUGUAUCAACUUGUACCGGAGGCCCCUGUGAAGCGCCCUCUAUCGCCAAGAAAAGAUAACCAGGAGCCGAUGAAUAUGGACUUUGUUUGUGAGGAGUUGCGACAAGAUCUAACCCACUAUGCCAAAUAUGAUAUAAGCAAAAUACAGGGAGAACGGGUAGAAAAUAUUGUUCGAGGCACCUGUUACAUGGUUGUCGAUUGUGGUGGAGGAACAGUGGAUAUCACUGUGCAUCAGCUGGAUGAGAGUGCCGGAAAGCUUCGAGAACUCCACAAAGCUACAGGAGGACCACAUGGAUCUGUUGGGGUUGACCAAGAGUUUGAGAGACUUCUCAUCAGGAUAUUCGGUCAAGAUUUCGUUGAUCAGUUCAAGUGCAAGCGUCCCGCUGGAUUCGUGGACCUGAUGAUUGCUUUCGAGUCCCGCAAGAGAGCUGCCAGCCCAUUCAAAGAGAAUCCUCUAAACGUAUCGCUUCCAUUUUCCUUCAUUGAUUACUACAAGAAGUCGAAGGGUUGUCCCGUUGACGUCGCCGUCCGACGCUACAACGAGAAGUAUAACGACAAGGACGUGCGUUGGUCAUCGCAGGGGAUGCUGCGUUUGAACCCAGAGACGAUGCGGCGACUGUUUCAGCCAACGCUUGAGAAGAUUAUGGAAGCCGUCGGACGAGUCCUUAAUCACCCCGACGCUAAAGGUACGCAGUAUGUGUUCCUGGUGGGAGGUUUUGCAGAAUCCCCAAUUUUACAGCACGCCCUGAGGAAAGAGUUUGGCCACAUUGUGAAGCUGAUUAUUCCCCAAGACAUGGGCCUAACAAUCCUGAAAGGUGCAGUACUCUUUGGACUUGACCCAACCAUCGUAAGCCUCCGCAAAUCUCGCCUGACCUAUGGUGUCGGUGUGCUAAAUCGUUACAACAACAAAAAGCACCCAAAGGAAAAACUCGUUAAGCGAGACAAAGUCGAAUGGUGCACAGACAUCUUUGAUAAGUUUGUCUGCGUGAAUCAAGCAAUCGCGCUCGGAGACACAGUCCUACGUAGCUACACGCCAGCAAAAUCGGGUCAGAAGCAAAGCGUCAUCAACAUCUAUUGCACCGAUCGAGAGAACGCGGAAUUCAUCACGGAUCGUGGCGUCAAGAUUUGCGGAACGCUCAUCUUAGAUUUGACGGACACUCAGUAUCAGACGCUCCCGAAGCGGAGGGAAAUCCAAGCGAGAAUGCUGUUUGGCGACACCGAGAUCAAAGUUAGCGCACUAGACGUCGCCACUGGUCGGUGCGUCAAAGCUGCCAUUGACUUCUUGAAUAAAUAAUGAAGAAAUGGACAAUGGCCAUGUUUGGGUUUCCAACCUUAACCUCUUGAAUCCCGGUGACCGACCAGUCGGUCUCCGUGAUAUUUUCAUUCCCUUGAGCUGGGACGCUAGUUUAUUGCUUGUUUUAGCAUGUUUGAUGUACAGUAGGGUCAGUUAGAGCAUACCUGGGUAGAUGGCGCCUCGGUACCAGACUCUGGCGGUUGUUUGCGGGCGCUAUACAUCGUGAAAGUCAGACCCAAUUUCGCAACCACGUGACCACCCUGGGAUCCCGGGAUUUUCAAGUUUUGGGAUUCAAGAGGUUAAUACUGGUUGGAGUGGAUUCUGGUUAUUGGCACUUUGUAUACAAAUAUAUAUCAUUACUUUAAGCACUCAUUGUUUUGUACUGGUUAUUGAUUUUGCAAUUUACAGGAUUAAGAUUUAAGGGGAGACUAUCGGCAGGAGUUAAUUUGGUUAUACAGUAGAAUCUCUCUAUUAAGGACACCCUUGGGACUGACAAAUGCUGUCCUGAAUUGAGAGGUGUCCUGAUUACAGGGGUUCAUUUCAAUGGAAACAAUCACUUUGGGACCAAAUGCACUGUCCUUGAUAGAGAGGUGUCCGCGAAGGGAGGUUCCACUGUAUUAGGUUACACGAUGUCACUGGCUGGUGUCUCAAUACCUAAACAGAAUGCACUGACACGCUUUACCACAAUGCCAAACCAGACCAAGUAUCCUAACUACGCAUAUCAGUCACCUAGAGACCGCCUACCUGACUUCUCUGUCCUCACCUAUAGUCUCCCUUUUAAGUAUGUACCCAUGUAGAAACUUUGCAUUCGACCAAUGAAUACAGACAAUAUUAUGUUACUCAUACAUGUAUGUGCUUUUGUACUAACUCCUUAUUAAAGGCCGACGCCGUUCGUUAAAAAUUUUGAAUUUGUAAUUGAAUUUUAAAAUGUCCAAUUGUGAAAAUACAUACUAAAUAUAAAUUUCAACUUUGCUGUUGUGUAAACCGAUAUAGAAUUACUAUAAAUACCAAACUUACAUUCACAAUAACUGCACUACGGCAUUGUGUAUUAGUGGAUUUCUAUUUAAAGGGACCACAAGUAAUUACGAACGGCAUACCCCUUUAAGGUCUAUGCAUAUUGUUUUGGUAUGAGGCCACUUUGGUCCAAUGGCCGGACUCUCAGCUAGUGGUCAAGAGGCUGAUUGUCCAAACCACACAGUCAGCAUGAGACACAGGCAGGUCUUUAAGUUUAACAGUGCCUUUCCAAACCAAGAUUGCUCUGGUUGUGGUACUGAUUUAGCAGCUCAUCUGAGGUCCACGAUACAUGUAGGUUUCAGGACGUAAAGUGUGAUGUCAGGAUGAUAGUCUCAACUGUAGUUCGUAAAAGACACGCCCAAACUUUUUAAAGAACGAGACGAAAAAAACCAAGCUGAAGUUUUUGUAAAUAGUCAUUUACUGUCAAUGCAAGAUAUAAAAGCUGUUUAUUAAGGCUUUUGAGAUUUGUAAAUGUGGAUUACACAUAAGAUUAUAUUACACAAAUGUGCUUUUUUGGUAUAUUCUCUGUAUUGACGUGUUCUGCUUCUUUUACUUUAUAUCUGCUGUCGGCACCCCUGGAGAAUCAAUUCCCCAAAUUGCCGAGCAUCUGGGGAAUUCAUUCUCCAGGGUGAAGAACGUCUCGAAAGAGACCAGGCAGAGUUUUUUGUAAAUAGUCAUUCAAGCUGUUUAUGAAGGCUAUUGAGGUUUGUAAAUGUGGAUUACACAUCUGAACAUAUAACAUAAAUGUGCUUUUUUUGGUAUAUUUUCUAUACAUAUUGACAUACAUUGUAUCCGCUGGGGGUAAAGGAGUGUUCAAAAAGAAUUUGCAAAUCGGAGAGGCAAAUGUCGUCCGCAAACGACCAAUUUUAAUCACGACAACCUGCGACAUAGCUGUGCCAACGUGAAGAGUGAUUCCGAUUUAACCAGUUGAUGGUCACUUUCCAAUCAGAAUCGUCAUGUUGGGUACAUUGGAGUUGCGGCAGACACAAGCUGCAGGUAACCGCGGCGCAGCUCCAAAAUCCUAAGAGGAGCUUAGAAGAAAUUUAAAAUGAAAUCCAUUCAUGUUCUAUAAUUUGGGAAAAAGAUAUUUAGCUUCAACUCAACUUAGAUUGCCCCUUCAUUAUCCAUGUGUAUAGUCCUUUCACCAAAAUACUUUUAAUACUCUGGUUAUCAUAUCUUGUUAUACAUGUACUAAUAAAGCUUCUAUAAUAAAACA